This is a messenger RNA of Funneliformis mosseae, 138 nucleotides long. The record is from the annotation of a GenBank genome assembly. NCBI's taxonomy places the organism in Eukaryota, Fungi, Glomeromycota, Glomeromycetes, Glomerales, Glomeraceae.
AUGUUUUACUAUUUAAAACAUGUUAGUUCAGUCGGUCAACCGGCUAUCCCCUUAUGGAUAUCUUCCAAUUUGGCUAUGUUAACCAGCACUGCAAAACCAUCGAGUUUACCAAAUAGCCCACAGGGUCAUACGCUUUAG